GUAGCGGGUGAGCGGUGAAAAUGGGCAAGGCGAGUCGCGCACUCGGCGCAUAAAAUGUCACGCAGCCCCUCCCCCCCCACGUUUGUGAAUCGCUCCAUCAACAGGUAGGCAGUGCGCCAGGUCGUUUAAGCGGUUACUUGGCUGCUGGCAAUGCCAAUCACGAUACCAUUUGUAGUACACGGGGGAGGGGCAGUUCCCCGUAAAAAUGGCGGCCAAUCGCAUCCGUUAUGCUUAAAGUCCCCCCAAUCACUUCAUUUUCGCAUCUCUCCCCCCGCGGUCAUGGGAGCGCCCAAAAUGAUGGGCCGCUUUCCCCCCACAUGUGCCAGGGGGGGCAGGCGCAAAGUGCUCCUCCCCAAGGCAGGCAAAUCCCACUUCAGCGGAGCGCCCCACAGAGUAAACAAACUACAACACCUGGAGAAGCAGCCGGGGAUAUUCGAAAAAUUAAUACACAUCGGCAAGUACCACAUAGGCAAGUACCACAUCGGCAAGGAAACACUUCAUGAGGGGGAGGAAAAAGACGCGUUGCGCACCAAACUGACGAACAAGCAAAGCGUAAACCACUACGCAGAGAGCAUAAAGGCAGAUUACAACAGAUUAAAAAAGGAGUUGGCAAAUGGAAAGGAAAAAUACAUCAAAGGGAGGUACCAGGAGUAUCUGUUCGAUUGCAUACAGAAUAAUGACCACUCCAAUUUAAUUAUAGCAGACGUCAUUUACGAAAAAGAGAAAAAAAUUUUAUGUGUAGGUGAAGGCAACCUAUCCUUUAGUACCCUACUGCAGAGGAAGUUGCGCCAAAGUCAAGUAGUGGCCACCUCCCAGGAGAGCCCAAAUGUGUUGCUCAAAAGCUGUGGCGGCAUCUUUUCGAAGAAUUUAAAAAUGUUAGAAUCAUGUGGAGGUAUCUACGUUCCAGAAGUUCACGUGGAAAAAAUUGGAGAGCAUUUUCCCCACAAUACAUUUGACGUGAUUAUCUUUAACUUCCCAUUUGUCCUUCCAUCAGAUGAAUUCAUACAGACCAAGUGGAACCUCCAAAGGGAAAAGCUCCAUAGCGAUAGGAAUAUCUUCCUAAAGUAUUAUAAAAAGGCCGAGUACUUUUUACUUAAUAGGAUUUUUUAUUGGCUCUUUAAAAAUGGCUCCUUUCUACUUAAGGAGAGUGGCUUCCUACACCUCCGCGUUAAUGACAGGUACUUAACGUGCGACUUUGCCAAUACGUUUUCUUUAUCCCUCGUGGAGAAGGUCGAUUUCUCUUCUUCCUAUUUCGUUUAUAAGUCACUGGGGUAUGUCCCUAGCAUGAUGAAUGCCUGCGGGAAUUCCUCGAAGGGCCCCCCCGGCUGGACGAAGAACGUUAUGUUCACCCCCCGGGGGAAGGUCUUCAGGAGCUUCAAGAUGGGCCACACCUCCACGUUGGUUUUUCAGAAGGGGGGGGGGGUGGAAGCGAAGGUAGCGGUGGAUAGCGGUGGAUAGCGGUGGAUAGCGGUGGAUAGCGGUGGAUAGCGGUGGAUAGCGGUG
Plasmodium vivax (malaria parasite P. vivax) is the source of this 1503-nucleotide messenger RNA. RefSeq lists its product as hypothetical. Gene Ontology annotation, molecular function: rRNA (uridine-N3-)-methyltransferase activity. Lineage: Eukaryota; Apicomplexa; Aconoidasida; Haemosporida; Plasmodiidae. The transcript has a single exon. The record is from RefSeq and is a predicted model, not a curated record. Gene Ontology annotation, biological process: rRNA base methylation. The coding region runs from base 151 to 1458 and encodes 435 amino acids.